Molecule: messenger RNA, 2039 nt
Organism: Austrofundulus limnaeus
Lineage: Eukaryota; Metazoa; Chordata; Actinopteri; Cyprinodontiformes; Rivulidae
Gene: tmem178a
Product: transmembrane protein 178a
Exons: 4
Coding region: 676-1653 (325 amino acids)
Biological process (GO): negative regulation of osteoclast differentiation; regulation of cytosolic calcium ion concentration
Cellular component (GO): endoplasmic reticulum membrane
Source: RefSeq, a predicted model, not a curated record
AUGUCUUUAUUAUAAACACAUCUGUCUUUAUUAUAAACACAUGUCUCUAUUAUAAACACACCUGUCUUUAUUAUGGAUACACCUGUCUUUAUUAUAAACACAUGUCUUUAUUAUGAUUACACCUGUCUUUAUUAUAAACACACCUGUCUUUAUUAUAAACACAUCUGUCUCUAUUAUAAACAUGUCUUUAUUAUAAACACAUCUUUAUUAUGAACACACCUGUAUUUAUUAUAAACACAUGUCUUUAUUACGAACACACCUGUCUUUAUUAUAAAAUGUUGUUAAAACAUGUUUCAGUUGAUUCUAUCAGUUUGAAUCUGUAGAAAGUCUUGUCACGUGACUGAAUCAAAAAGGUGCAAAAAAGGUGAAUAUAAACUCAGUAAUGAUUAUAAAACAACCUUAAUCUUAAAUCUUAAAAAAGACUCAAUCAACAGUAGAACAUAAAAUUACCAGUAUAUCACUAUCUUACAUACACAACAACAACAAAAACAAGAACGUUAAAAAAAUAAUCUGGUGUUUAUUUUCUCGGUGAAGCGCUUUUAUUUUGAAGAUAUAAUACUUCCGGCCGUGUUACCUAUGCGCACCUUGACGCAGCUUUGAUGGUCAGUCGGCAUGACAACGCGCUCUCGGGGGCAAACGAGGAACAGCUGAGAGGCUUGAGGAUGGCAGCAGAAAAUGUCCAGUAACGGAACCAGCUCCGGAACCGUGCCCCGGAGCGGCUUGGUCCAGCUCCCCGCCAUGAUGGAGAGAGCUCGGCCGGCCACGGUGAAGGUGUCCGCGGUGAGCCUCGCGCUCAGCACGCUGUCCCUCUUACUGCUGGUCACCGCCAUCUCCACCGACCACUGGUACGAAACCGACACCCGCAAACACAAGCAGAACUGCGACGGUUCCGAAUCGAACGACCAGAAGAACCGGGAGAUGCCCAUCUACCACCUGCCCCUGCUGGACUCCGGGCCCCGGCAGCGGGACGUGGCGCUGAUGAAGCCGGUUCAUGUGGGCAGCAGGGAGGAGGAGCUGCUGGAAAACUGGAGGGCCAUUCUGGGGAUGGGGAUCCUGGAGACCGAGUGCGGCAGGCCGCUCUUCUCCACCCACUCCGGACUCUGGAGGAAGUGCUACUUCAAGAGUCUGGACCCAGACAUCGACAAGCUCAUCGACCGAGGUAUCGCAGAUCGUUGCACAGCUGUGAAGUAUCACUUCUCUCAGCCAAUCAGACUUAGGAACAUCCCUUUAAACCUUACCAGAACCAUCCAACAGGACGAGUGGCACCUGCUCCACCUGCGUCGUAUCACGGCGGGCUUCCUGGGCAUGGCGGCAGCUGUCCUGCUGUGUGGCAGCAUCGUGGUGUCUGUGGGCUUUUUCUGGGAGGAGAGUUUGACUCAGCACGUCUCAGGUCUCCUGUUCCUGAUGGCAGGAAUCUUCUGCACCAUCUCUCUGUGUACGUAUGCAGCCAGUGUGACCUACGACCUCUCCAGGACCCCGCCCUUCAUCUACGGUCUUCCAUCUGAUGUGGACCACGGUUACGGCUGGUCCAUUUGCUGCGCCUGGGCCAGUCUGGGUUUCACRGUGGCCGCUGGUUGCCUCGGUACCKCCUUCCCCUUCCUGAGUCGGGCCGGAGGUCUCAGAUCCAAAACAGCCCGCGAGUCUUCCGUCUGAAGGACCCGUCAGGCAGCAGAACCAGAACUUUGUUUGGACCCGACUGCAGUCUUCUGGGGUCGGGUUCUGGACUGGAUGUUGACACUGGAGCUCACGUGGAGGCACAGAGCUGUUUGUAAAGGCCCGGUCCCUGCUGGACGUCAGACUGGGUCUUCAGGUCUAGAUGGCCUUCCAGAGUYCUGCUGACCCGGAUCUCUUCAGGGUCAGGUUCUGGUUGUGUUGUAGAGACAUCCGGGAGUGACGUCAUCGAGCAGUGUUCAACAGUUCAUUAUCAACAUUUAGAUUUGAACCUCAGAACUCUGAGAACCUCCAGCUGUUUUAUUAAACAACAACAACAACAUUGACAACAACAACGUUGACAACAACAACAACACUGUCAACAACAA